AGGCGUGGAAGUUGGAAGCAGAUGGGCCGCUGUCUCCACUGAAAAGAAGCAGUGUCAACACAGGCUCUCAGCGGCAGCUGGAGAGGGGAUGAGAUACUAGCAGAUAAUCGCCGGUCAGCAUUUCAGCUCUGACCACAGCGCCCAAGGAGUUCCUACAUUACAUCAAUCUUAAUUUUUCCCUCUUGCGCAAACUGGUCUUUUUUCCUUCUUCUGCUUCUCCUCUGCAGGAAUGAAAGUGAAGAACACCUGAGUGUUCAACAUGAGGCUUAGCUCACGCUAAGCUGAUGAUUCUUCUACGACUGUCUAUGUGCAACAGCAUCACCAUCCACCAUGCAGGAGUGCGAGACAGGCUUAUGCCUCUCGGUGUACAUCUUCACCUUCGUCACAGGCUUCCCCUCCAACCUCCUGGCCUUCUACACAUUCGCCUGCAAGGUAUGGCGGAAACCUGUGCCCAUCGACAUCCUCCUGCUCAACCUCACCAUCUCGGACUUGCUCUUCCUCGUCUUCCUGCCUUUCAAGAUGCUGGAGGUGGCCAAUGGAAUGACGUGGGACAUGCCGUACUUCCUGUGCCCGCUGUCCGGCUUUGUCUUCUACAUGACCAUCUACAACAGCACCUUCUUCCUAACCGCAGUUAGCAUGGAGCGCUACCUGGGGGUGGCUUUCCCCAUCCAGCACUCUCUGAGACGAAGGCCCAUCUAUGCUGUGGUGGCGAGCAUCUUCCUCUGGAUGUUGUCGAUCCUCCACCUCAGCAUAGUCUACAUCAUGCCCUACUACAACCCGCCUGGGACAGGCCCUGUGGCCCGGAAUGUGUGCUAUGAAGAGUUCACUGAGGCCCAGCUCAGAAUCCUACUGCCGGUUCGGCUGGAGCUGUGCGUGGUUCUCUUCUGCAUCCCAUUGGUCAUUUGUGCCUUCUGCUACAUCAGCUUCAUUUACAUAUUGCUGCGGCUACCCAACAUCGGAAGGCGGCGGCGCCUCCGGGCCAUUGGCUUGGCCCUGGGGACACUGCUGGUUUUUGCACUCUGCUUUGGACCCUACAACGUCUCACAUGUGGUGGGAUUCAUCACGAAGCAAAGCCCGGGCUGGAGGGACAAGGCCCUGCUGCUAAGCACCUUCAACGCUUGCCUGGACCCGCUAAUCUUCUACCUAUCAUCAGCUGCAGUGCGCAGCGCACUAAGCUCGGUGACGCGGAGCGUCCUGAGUCGGGUCAAAGCGUGGAACUGUGCUACGAUUUGCUGGAGGCCUGUAAAAGACCCAGAUGUGACAGCCAAAAACCCCUUCCCCAGUCCAGGGGAGCUCAACGCGCUCUGACUGCCAGCAGUUUUGGUCAGAGUUGUGAUGGAACUGUCAAAAAUCUUUCCCCAAGCCAGGAAACUCAACAUCCUCUGACAAACAAUAUCUAUAAGAACAGGGCAUGAGGCUAACAUCACUGGUAAUGUAUCAGCACUCCUGGCCAGUCAUAUCUUUGCACUUUUUUCACCAAAUAUGCUGCUUGUAACUCCUCAUGUAUGUUGAAUGGAGCACAUCAGACUCAGAUCUCCAAGGAAAUGGAAAGUGAAAGAUCAUGAAAUUCAUCACAAAGGAAAUCUAUAUUUGUUGCACAGUUGAGAUUUUAUUGCAGCGCAUUUGACAGAGCAACUAUUCUGUGCCAAAAUAUGGCCAAAUCAUAAAGUACAGAUUUUUAAAGGAGCCAAACUGGGCUACAGCAGAGGACUUCAUAUCCUGACCUUUAAUCCAGUUUGGAUUUUUCUGGACAUUUUAAAGAUUUUCCCUGUUCAUACCAAAGGAGAACUCUCAGGACCUUCAGAAAGGCAUACCGAUUUCUGGGACUGAUAUUUACUGCCAGAGUAAAAGCUAAUACAGAGCUCCUCUGUUGUUGCUAUAGUUUGCUUGUGUUUACUGUUCACACAAGACUCACGUGAGAAAUGAAGUGACCACACAAGCUAAAGAGAAGCCUAUGGUUCUGUUAUGCUAUGGGAAAAGGACACAGGUACUCCACCAGGGUAUGGAUACGAAUGUGCAGCUGUACUGUUCUGUACUGAAAAACACCAGUAAUGCCAGGACUGGAAACAGGAUUUGAGGUCAAGAGAGAUCUCUGGCUUAUAGACUGUGGACUUUCAACAUAAGUGCCCAUAGGAGUGAUAGUACUGUUUACAGAGAAAUGAAGGAAAUAUUGGUGAAUGUUUCUACUGUGCUGUUCACAGGCUCCGCUUAAUUAAUGCACUAUACUUCCUGCACAGAUUAGGCCGAGGCCUGGACAA
Messenger RNA from Pygocentrus nattereri (red-bellied piranha), 2258 nucleotides. Its product is annotated as free fatty acid receptor 2-like. Gene Ontology annotation, cellular component: plasma membrane. The record is from RefSeq and is a predicted model, not a curated record. Gene Ontology annotation, biological process: G protein-coupled receptor signaling pathway; cellular response to fatty acid. Gene Ontology annotation, molecular function: G protein-coupled receptor activity. NCBI's taxonomy places the organism in Eukaryota, Metazoa, Chordata, Actinopteri, Characiformes, Serrasalmidae. Bases 331 to 1308 code for a protein of 325 amino acids. The transcript has 2 exons.